CGCUCCGAGAGCAAGUGAGGCGCUAGGCAGCCCUGAGGCCUUGAGGAAUCGCGAGAGGUCACUGGGCCCUCAAAGCCAGGACGUCCUACAAACCACAAGCCCCAGCACUGGCAGAAGUCCUCGCUCCCCUGGAGAAAGCUCGUUUCCGGCGCCUUUAAACCAGGAAGUACUGGCUGCGUCCAAUCCUGGCCCUUCUUUCGCACUUCGUCUUAGCGCCCGUUCCUGGCCGGGGUAGCGCGAGGAAAGCAGUCCGCGGUUACCAAUCAGGUCUCAGGCGCAUGCGUUGUCGAAGGAAGGAGGGUCUUCAAAGCUUCACCUAUCUCCAAAGGCAGAUGUGAAGAGCUUGAUCUCUUAUGUGAUGACCAAGACAAAAGUGAUUAGUGGGAAGUACCAUCGUUUCUUGGGUCGUCAUUUCCCCCGCUUCUAUGUCCUGUACACAGUCUUCAUGAAAGGAUUGCAGAUGUUAUGGGCUGAUGCCAAAAAGGCUAGAAGAAUAAAGACAAAUAUGUGGAAGCACAAUAUAAAGUUUCAUCAACUUUCAUACCGGGAGAUGGAGCAUUUGAGACAGUUCCGUCGAGAUGUCACCAAGUGUCUUUUCCUAGGUAUUGUUUCCAUUCCACCCUUUGCCAACUACCUGGUCUUCUUGCUAAUGUACCUGUUUCCUAGGCAGCUACUGAUCCAACAUUUCUGGACCCCGAAGCAACAAAUUGAUUUCUUAGAUAUCUAUCAUGCUCUCCGGAAGCAGUCUCACCCAGAAAUCAUUUGUUACUUAGAAAGUGUUAUCCCUCUCAUUUCUGAUGCUGGACUCCGGUGGCAUAUGACAGAACUGUGCACUAAGAUACAGCAUGGUACCCACCCAGCGAUACAUGAAAUCCUGGCUCUGAGAGAAUGUUUCUCCAACCAUCCUCUGGGCAUGAACCAACUCCAUGCUUUGCAAAUGAAAGCCUUGAGCCGAGCCAUGCUUCUCACACCUUAUCUGCCUUCUCUCUUGUUGAGACACCGCUUGAAGACUCACACCAUUGUGAUUCACCAGUUGGACAAGGCUUUGGCAAAGCUGGGGAUUGGCCAGCUAUCUGCUCAGGAAGUCAGAUCGGCUUGUUACCUUCGUGGCCUGAAUUCUAUGCAUAUUGCUGAAGAGAGGUGUCGAACUUGGCUGGGAGAAUGGCUGCAGAUUUCCUGCCGCCUAAAAGAAGCUGAGCUGUCCCUUUUGCUACACAACGUGGUCCUGCUUUCCACCAACUACACUGGGAUAAGGCGCUGACUGGACAUGGAGUGGAUGGCAUUGUCCUGCAGUCACAUAGCACAGCUGCGAGGGACCAAACAGCACUUGUCACAAAGUCUGCGCACUUAGGUGUGCGGGAGCAGAGGAGCGGGUGCCACAGGCUUCCCAGUGUGGUACCCACGUGGGAGCUGGAACUGAACAAACCCUUCCCCGGGGUGGCCCAGGUGAGGUGUCAUCCCAGCUUCCUCAGAAUUGGUAGCAGCCUUUUCUGGACUUUUACUGUGUUGUCUUACAUUAGGAUCAUAGGAAGUAAGCUUUUGCCCCAGGUAGGAAUCCUCAGUGGCCUAGGACUGCUCCACUGCCAUAUUCUUUACAGCCGUGUUUUUGUUUAAAGACUGGCUGGUGAGGGGAACAGCACUACUUAACCUGGAGCGUUUAGCUGCAUGCAUGCACUUGGAUACGCCCCUCAAUCCUGGUACUACCAAAAGUUUUUUUCCUUAUCCCCAAGGCAAGCACUCCUUUGAUCACCUUAACUUUUGUUUUUUAACAAACAACUUUCUAAUGGAAAAGAUAAAGGAAAUACAGGCAUUUCUUGACCCUUUCCCCAGCAUUUAUAGCCUUUACUCAAAACUCUUUGCUACCUCCACUGUGUCGCAGCAUUCCAACUGCAACUGACAGUGGCUGCCUUCUUUGGGCCAUGGAGUAAACCUGUAAGGUACUAAUUAUUGCCUACCCCAGGAGACCAGGAAAGGUGUGCAACAAGAUGAGGAAGUUGAGUUUAGCUUUUGUCUAUGUACAUCAGUGACCUGUAGUAACUUACUGUAAAUGCAUGAAGCACUGUCCUUAAACCCAAGUAAAGACUGCCUGAAACCAGUUGCUGGAAAUUA
This is a messenger RNA of Manis javanica (Malayan pangolin), 2109 nucleotides long. Lineage: Eukaryota; Metazoa; Chordata; Mammalia; Pholidota; Manidae. The record is from RefSeq and is a predicted model, not a curated record.